UGUCUUCACGCUCGUCCUGGUCUUGGUCUUCCACCAUGCCGGUCUUCUACUCGCCUCUGUCAGAAAACCUGCGCGUCGGCCUGGCCCACGUGGGGAGUUCUGUUUGGACCAGCAACAGGACGGCGGAACACCUGGGCAAAGACCACGAUGACCACUCUGGGGUCAACGAGCUGGUGUCUCACCUUCCUCUGCAGAUGUUGCUCUACUUCAACAUGUUCUACUUCCCCUGCUGGUGGUUCUCCUCCGUCUUCAUGCUGCAGUUGAAGUACCAGUACCUCCCGGCGUACUACCAGGGUCUUCUCAUCACGGGCGUGGUCCUCCUGACGCUGGUGGAAGGGCUCAGACUCUACCUGGGUUACCUUGGCAACCUGCAAGAGAAGGUCCCGGAGCUGUCGGCCUUUUGGCUGCUGACGUUCCUGUUCCAGCUGCCGGUGCUUCUCUUCUUCCUGACGGACGAGGAGAUCCUCAUCCUGCCUCUGGAGCGGGCCGUGCACGCCCUCUACCUGACCUUCCUGCUGGCCCAGAUCCUGGCCGCCACCUUGGCGCUGCGUAGGAUGACCCGGAAGCUCACCUUGCUCUUCCACCUGCGCCAGCUGAGUAAAGUGGACAGCUUGGGCCAGCGCUCCACGCCCGUGUGCGGCCUGACGUAUCGCCGCAGCGUGUUGCCUGUGUCGCCCACCUGUGCCGCUUACCCCUGAACUAUACUUUUUUUUUUUUAACGUACAACACAAUUUCCACAGAGCCUGAGCAGCAAAAAGCUGCCAAGGCCCUACUAUUGAAAUGACUUUGUUUAUUAUUAUUCUCCAUUUUUGAGGGCAGUAACAUGCACGGACCAGUACUUCAUAAAUUGGCUCUCUAGCGCCCCCCUUUAAAAUGAAAAAAAAAAAUCGAGCCCCUCGCCACAGAAUCUUGUGUCAUCAGGAAAACCUGCCGGUGGCGUCUAUCGUGACAAGACUCACGUGAUAGUCUCAAGAACCCACAUCUGAAAACCAACAGGGAGUUGGCCGUCUUGGUUUCCUCAGGCCAUGUUUAGGCCAAAAACAGGGGUCGUACUUUAACGAAAUCAUUUCAGGGAGUUUGACCGAAUGAGUCGCGGUUAAAAUAACGGACAAUAGAUGAUGAAUUAUGAAGGAAUUUUGGCUACGCCUUAGGACAGGCAUUGGGCUGAAAUAAUUUGGUUGAUAUAUAUAUACAGGUAAAA
This is a messenger RNA of Nerophis lumbriciformis (worm pipefish), 1201 nucleotides long. RefSeq names its product transmembrane protein 17A. Gene Ontology annotation, cellular component: ciliary transition zone. Gene Ontology annotation, biological process: non-motile cilium assembly. Lineage: Eukaryota; Metazoa; Chordata; Actinopteri; Syngnathiformes; Syngnathidae. The record is from RefSeq and is a predicted model, not a curated record.